Molecule: messenger RNA, 987 nt
Organism: Phaedon cochleariae (mustard beetle)
Lineage: Eukaryota; Metazoa; Arthropoda; Insecta; Coleoptera; Chrysomelidae
Source: the annotation of a GenBank genome assembly
AGACAUCGUGGUUUUGAGGUUAAGGUCGUCUGUCAAGUACUCAAGUGUGUCGUCGACCAAAGAUCUUUUUUGAUUCUUCGCUGUUAUGUUUAUUGUUUAUUUACAAAUAGCUUUGAAAAUACUACUUGUUAUAAUAUAAAAUAUAAUAGCUACAUUGAUAAUAUGUCACGACCUGAAUACCUGGCACCGCCAGAAAUAUUCUAUGGGGAAGAUGAAGCAAGGAAAUACACUCAAAACUCAAGAAUCAUUGAUAUUCAAGUUCAGAUGUGUGAACGAGCUAUAGAAUUGCUGGUUCUACCAGAAGAUACACCAUGUUACCUUCUAGAUAUAGGUUGUGGGUCUGGAUUGAGUGGAAGUGUACUUGAAGAUCAGGGCCAUCAUUGGGUUGGUUUAGAUAUAGCAACAGCAAUGUUGGACAUUGCACUUGAGAGGGAGGUUGAAGGGGAUCUGCUUUUAUCAGACAUGGGUCAUGGUUGUCCUUUUAGGGCAGGGGCCUUUGAUGGUGCUGUUAGUAUAUCUGCUCUUCAAUGGCUGUGCAAUGCUGAUAAAUCUUUCCACAGACCUGUCCAAAGGUUAUACAAAUUCUUCAGCUCACUAUAUGCUUGCUUAAGUCGAUCUGCUAGGGCUGUUUUGCAAUUUUAUCCUGAAAAUAGUGAGCAAAUGGAACUGGUUACUGCCCAAGCUAUGAAAGCUGGGUUUUAUGGUGGUGUUGUAGUUGAUUACCCUAACAGUACCAAGGCAAAAAAGUUUUUUCUGGUGCUGAUGACUGGUGGGAGUGUGCCGUUACCAAAGGCUCUCGGCACUGGUGAAGAUUCACAAGGCGUAUCUUAUACAACAAAAAGGGAAAGGCUGAAACAGCAACGUGGAAAACCUCUUAAAGGUGGAAGAAAUUGGAUUCUAGAGAAAAAAGAACGCAGAAGACGACAAGGCAAAAACGUUAGAGAUGACUCCAAAUAUACGGGGCGAAAACGAAGUGGAAAAUUUUAG